This is a messenger RNA of Aspergillus costaricaensis CBS 115574, 1083 nucleotides long. RefSeq names its product NEDD8-conjugating protein UBC12. Lineage: Eukaryota; Fungi; Ascomycota; Eurotiomycetes; Eurotiales; Aspergillaceae. The record is from RefSeq and is a predicted model, not a curated record. The coding region runs from base 313 to 867 and encodes 184 amino acids. The transcript is spliced from 4 exons.
CUCUGCUGCCUUUCCACACGCAUUAAUACACACACUUUUCUUCUGUCGUGGCCUGCCACCUCUCUACGUUGAGAUAAAGGACUGGCUCCUCCUGUCUUGCCAUCGUUCCCUCUACGCUGAAGUGGAGAUUAGUUGUACCGACCAACGAAAGGACCCCGCAGCCUUUCCUCCCCUCUUCACCCAACUCAACAACUACGAAGACUCUAGGAUAGCGAUCCCAUACGGAAAUCCCUAGACCCAAGCCUUUACAAACAACUCUAUAUUUUAUCAAACACACACAUAGGUGAUCGCGAGCCCGCAAGAUCAGCCACGAUGUUGAAGAUAUGGUCUAUGAAACAACAGCAGCAGCAAGCUGAAAAUGCCGAAGGAGCUGCCGGUAAAAAGAAGAAGAAGGUCACCGCCGCUCAGCUGCGCGUGCAACGAGACCUGCAAGAACUCACCCUCGGAAGUACAAUGAAAAUGUCCUUCCCGAACCCAGACGACAUCCUAAACUUCACUCUCACUAUCGAGCCGGACGAGGGCAUGUACAAGGGCGGCGCUUUCCACUUCAACUUCACGGUCAACCAGAACUUCCCGCAUGAUCCGCCAAAGGUCAAGUGUACGCAGAAGAUCUAUCAUCCGAAUAUUGAUCUCGAGGGAAAUGUGUGUUUGAAUAUUCUCAGGGAGGAUUGGAAGCCCGUGUUGAAUUUGAAUGCGGUUAUUGUGGGGAUGCAGUUCCUCUUCCUCGAACCGAACGCUUCCGAUCCGCUGAACAAGGAGGCCGCCGACGAUCUGAGACAGAACCGGGAGGCGUUCAAGCGCAAUGUUAGGACAUCGAUGGGUGGUGGUAGUGUGAGGGGGAUACAGUAUGAGCGCGUUAUGCGGUGAAUGGUGGACCAGCCUGGCCUGCCCUGUGUGGUUGGUAGGUGGUAGUUGAUAUUAGUUGCUCUUGCCUGAUGGGCAUGGGGUAUAAUGCGGGUGGUGGAUGCUGUGUGUGUGUCUGUGUUUGUGUGUUGAUUAGGGGAGUUUUACGUGCAUGGCCUACAUUUCCACUUGGAUUAAUUAGCGACUGGAUAGAUUCCCUGCUUAUGAAUGAAAGAAAUG